GUAAAAUUGUCAUUUGGCGGGCAACCCUAGCCUUAUAUAUUUGCUCGGCGGCUUCCUCACCCUAGUUCUGUAUUCGCUUCUCCUCCUUAAGAUCGAAGGCAUUAAUCGGCUGUUUCGGGAAGAACUCGAUAAAAAAUGGCUAGAGGAUUGAAGAAGCAUCUUAAGAGGCUCAAUGCCCCCAAGCACUGGAUGCUUGACAAGCUUGGUGGUGCUUUUGCUCCAAAGCCAUCUUCUGGCCCCCACAAAGCUCGGGAAUGUUUGCCGUUGAUCCUUAUUUUGAGGAACAGAUUGAAAUAUGCACUCACUUACCGCGAAGUCAUUGCUAUUUUGAUGCAACGCCAUGUGAUGGUAGAUGGGAAGGUCAGGACUGAUAAGACCUAUCCGUCCGGGUUUAUGGAUGUCAUCCAAAUCCCUAAAACCAAUGAAAAUUUUCGGCUUCUUUAUGAUACAAAGGGGCGCUUCCGGUUGCAUUCAAUUAGAGAUGAAGAGGCGAAGUUCAAGCUUUGCAAAGUUCGUUCUGUACAGUUUGGACAGAAAGGUAUCCCUCACCUGAACACCUACGACGGCCGAACAAUCCGAUAUCCCGACCCUCUGAUCAAAGCGAACGACUCAAUAAAGCUCGAUCUGGAGGCGAACAAGAUCGUCGACUUCAUCAAAUUCGACGUCGGAAAUGUCGUGAUGGUCACCGGCGGCCGGAACAGGGGCCGUGUCGGGGUGAUCAAGAACAGGGAAAAGCACAAGGGGACCUUUGAGACCAUCCACAUCCAGGAUGCUUCAGGCCAUGAAUUCGCGACCCGGCUCGCGAAUGUCUUCACCAUUGGCAAGGGAACAAAGCCUUGGGUUUCUCUUCCUAAAGGUAAGGGCAUCAAGCUCUCCAUAAUUGAGGAGGCCAGGAAACGCCUUGCUGCAGCUUCAGCUGCUACAGCCUGAUUUUUAGGAAUUUUUAUUCCGUCUGAUGUAGCUCUACGUCAUUAGCUAAUAAUAUAUAGCCACGUGCUCUUACUCUUUACUACACGGCCCGACGACCCGACUUGGACCGAAUCCGGGAUUACAUGUUCGCGUAUUUACUCGGUAUUGCUAGGUAU
Molecule: messenger RNA, 1085 nt
Organism: Dendrobium catenatum
Lineage: Eukaryota; Viridiplantae; Streptophyta; Magnoliopsida; Asparagales; Orchidaceae
Product: 40S ribosomal protein S4-3-like
Exons: 5
Coding region: 136-930 (264 amino acids)
Biological process (GO): translation
Cellular component (GO): ribosome; cytosolic small ribosomal subunit
Molecular function (GO): RNA binding; structural constituent of ribosome
Source: RefSeq, a predicted model, not a curated record